Messenger RNA from Lepus europaeus (European hare), 3540 nucleotides. It is a transcript of the gene IARS2, whose product is annotated as isoleucyl-tRNA synthetase 2, mitochondrial. The record is from RefSeq and is a predicted model, not a curated record. NCBI's taxonomy places the organism in Eukaryota, Metazoa, Chordata, Mammalia, Lagomorpha, Leporidae. The transcript has 23 exons. Gene Ontology annotation, biological process: isoleucyl-tRNA aminoacylation. The coding region runs from base 105 to 3149 and encodes 1014 amino acids. Gene Ontology annotation, molecular function: tRNA binding; ATP binding; isoleucine-tRNA ligase activity. Gene Ontology annotation, cellular component: cytosol.
CACUCACGCACGGCGCGUCUUGGGGGUUUUUAGUGCAGUUGUGUCCCAAAACCCGGUAGGGAGUCCUUGCGCUAAACAGGUGGGCGCUGCUGGGUAGGCCCGCCAUGCGUUGGGGUCUGCGUCGUCAUGGGCCCGGGGCGUCGACCUUGGCCGCGGCCCGGAGUUUGUGGGGGCCGCCCCGCCUUCCGCGCCGCCCCGGGUGGCGAGGAACGACCCGGAGGCUUGUGGUGCGCUCCGUCUCUGGGGCCAACAGCCAGCAGACGAACCCGGAGAGCGGCAGGUACCGGGACACGGUGCUGCUGCCGCAGACCAGCUUCCCCAUGAAGCUGCUGGGCCGGCAGCAGCCGGACACGGAGCUGGCGCUCCAGCAGAAAUGUGGAUUUUCAGAACUUUAUUCAUGGCAAAGAGAAAGAAAAGUAAAGACAGAAUUUUGUCUUCACGAUGGACCUCCUUAUGCAAAUGGUGACCCUCAUGUAGGACAUGCUUUAAAUAAGAUUUUGAAAGACAUAGCCAAUCGCUACCAUAUGAUGAGAGGUUCCAAAGUACAUUUUGUGCCAGGCUGGGAUUGCCAUGGGUUGCCUAUUGAAAUAAAAGUAUUAUCAGAACUUGGUGGAAAAGCUCAGAAUCUUUCAGCUAUGGAAAUUAGAGAGAAAGCUAGAUCAUUUGCUAAAGCAGCCAUUGAGAAACAGAAAUCAGCGUUUAUUCGAUGGGGAAUAAUGGCAGACUGGAAUAAUUGCUACUAUACCUAUGAUGCAAAGUAUGAGGCCAAACAGUUGAGAAUAUUUUACCAAAUGUAUGAUAAGGGCUUGGUUUAUCGAUCUUAUAAACCCGUGUUUUGGUCUCCCUCAUCAAGGACUGCUUUGGCUGAAGCAGAACUUGAAUAUAAUCCUGAACAUGUUAGUCGUUCAAUAUAUGUAAAGUUCCCUCUCUUGAAACCGCCCCCUAAGCUGGCAUCUCUUAUAGGAGAUACUUCAUCUCCUGUUAGUUUUUUAGCCUGGACCACCCAGCCUUGGACAAUUCCAGCUAAUCAGGCUGUUUGUUAUAUGCCAGAGUCAAAGUAUGCGCUUGUGAAAUGUUCCAAUUCUAGAGAUCUCUACAUAUUGGCUGAAGAGAAAGUGGCAUCUGUUGCUUCUACGUUGGAAACAACAUUUGAGAUUAUUUCAACAUUCCCAGGUGGAGAUUUGGAAAAUGGUUCCUGUAGUCAUCCUUUAAUUCCUGAUAAAGUCUCUCCCCUUUUACCUGCAAAUCAUGUGACCAUGGCAAAAGGAACAGGAUUGGUUCAUACAGCCCCAGCCCAUGGUUUGGAAGAUUACAGUGUAGCAUCUCAGCACAAGCUGCCAGUGGAUUGUUUAGUGGAUGAAGAUGGAAUUUUCACAGAAGGUGCAGGUCCUGAACUUCGAAACAAGGCUGUCCUUGACGAGGGAACUGAUGCAGUUAUAAAGAUGCUUCAGACUACAAAGAAUUUGUUGAAAGAGGAAAAAUUGGUACACAGCUAUCCCUAUGAUUGGAGGACUAAGAAACCAGUUGUUAUUCGUGCCAGCAAGCAGUGGUUUGUAAAUAUCUCGGAUAUUAAGACUACAGCCAAGGAAUUACUAAAAACAGUGAAAUUUAUUCCUGGAUCAGCACUGAAUGCCAUGAUUGAAAUGAUGGACCGGCGGCCAUAUUGGUGUAUAUCAAGGCAGAGAGUAUGGGGUGUUCCAAUUCCUGUGUUUCAUCAUAAGACAAAGGAUGAAUACUUGAUCAACAGCCAAACCAUUGAGCAUAUUAUUAAGUUGGUGGAACAACAUGGCAGUGAUAUCUGGUGGACUCUGCCCCCUGAGCAACUUCUUCCAAAAGAAGUUUUAUCUCAGGUUGGUGGUCCUAAUGCCUUGGAAUAUUUACCAGGUCAGGAUAUUUUAGACAUCUGGUUUGAUAGUGGGACUUCAUGGUCUUAUGUUCUUCCAGGUACUGACCAAAGAGCAGAUUUGUAUUUGGAAGGAAAAGACCAGCUUGGGGGUUGGUUUCAGUCUUCUUUAUUAACAAGUGCGGCAGCAAGGAAAAAAGCACCUUUUAAGACAGUGGUUGUUCAUGGAUUUACCCUUGGGGAAAAAGGAGAAAAGAUGUCCAAGUCUCUUGGGAAUGUCAUUAACCCUGAUAUUGUCAUCAAUGGAGGACAAGAUCAAAACAAAGAGCCUCCCUAUGGUGCUGAUGUCCUGCGUUGGUGGGUAGCUGAGUCUAAUGUCUUCACUGAAGUGACAAUUGGCCCAUCUGCACUCAGUGCUGCCAGAGAUGAUAUUAGCAAGCUCAGAAAUACACUUCGCUUUCUUUUGGGAAAUUUGGCUGGUUUCAACCCAGAAACAGAUUCUGUCCCUGUUGACAAUAUGUAUGUUAUAGACCAAUAUAUGCUACACUUACUGCAAGACUUAGCAAGCAAGAUUUCUGAGUCAUACAAACAAUAUGAUUUUGGAAAAGUUAUUCGGCUGUUACAAGCAUUUUAUACCAGAGAACUCUCUAAUUUUUAUUUCAGCAUCAUCAAAGAUAGACUUUAUUGUGAAGAUGAAAAUGAUCCCAAACGGCGCUCCUGUCAGACUGCAUUAGCUAAAAUUUUGGAUGUAAUAGUUCGCUCUUUUGCUCCAAUUCUUCCUCACUUGGCUGAAGAGGUAUUCCAACACAUACCCUACAUUAAAGAACCCAAGAGUGUGUUUCGUACUGGGUGGAUAAGUACAAGUUCUAUCUGGAAGAAGCCUGGCUUGGAGGAAGCAGUAGAGAGUGCAUGUGCAAUGCGAGAUUCCUUUCUUGGAAGUAUCCCUGGCAAAAAUGCAGCCGAGUAUGAGGUGAUCAUUGUGAUAGAGCCUGGCUUGCUUUUUGAGAUAAUAGAGAUGCUACAAGCUGAGGAGACUUCUAGCACCUCUCAAUUGAAUGAACUAAUGAUGGCUUCUCAGACAACUUUACUGGCUCAGGAACCACGAGAGAAAAGUACCGAUGUAAUUGAGCUUAAUGGGACAUUCCUAAUCAAUUUAGAAGGUGGUGAUAUUCAUGAAGAGUCUUCAUAUAAAGUAAUUGUCAUGCCCACUACAAAAGAAAAAUGCCCUCGUUGUUGGAAGUAUACAUCUGAGUCUUCAGAUAUACUUUGUCCCCGAUGUGCAGAAGUGGUUAAUGGAAAAUAUUAGUCGGGUAUUAAUAGCUUUCUUCUGAUGGUACUGAUUGGGAACUUAGAUGGACUGUUUACAAUAUUAAAAAGAUAGAUUCAUUAUCUGAAUGUUGGGUAAGAGUAAUUUGAGGAUAAGAAUUGCAUCAGAAGUAUAAAAGUACAGUAUACUAACUUUAGUUUCUGUAACUAAAGAAUAAUGUAUAUACAUAAGCAGAAAUACACCUGUGUGGAGGAAGAUAUAUAUGUGUGUGUGUAUAUUUAUAUAUAUAUAUCCAUAAUGAGCUUAUUCAGAAUAUAGACAAUAGGCUUGCCUUCAAAUAUGGCUAAGCAGAAGAUGUUUUAUACUUUAUAAAUCUUUUUGACUCAGUAAAGUAUGAUGUCUGAAAAUAAAGGCAUUCUGGUAAACUCUU